AUGUCAGCCUGUGAAUCUCAAAAACCGGAGGUAUCAAAAGACAAUGUAUCAACAAACUCUACAGACGAGGGAUUGCCUCGAGAAUUGAGUCAACUUAGCCUUUCAAGUGGUUCAAAUUCAGAUGAAUUCCAUUGUAAUAAAGGACAUUCCGAAACAACAAUGAAAAAUAUCUACGGAUACUAUCAAUCCCAAAAACUUUGUGACGUUGCUUUAAUCGCUAGCGGUUGUAGGAUACCAGCACACAAAGUUGUAUUAGCAUCAUGCAGUGAAUACUUUGCAGCAAUGUUCACUGGCUCUCUAAGAGAAGCUCAAUCAUCAGAAAUAACUCUUGAGAGAGUUGACUCACAGGCACUUAGAUCACUUGUACACUAUUGUUAUACAGGCAUUAUAGAGUUAAGUGAAGAUACUGUUGAGAUACUCCUAUCAACAGCGAGCUUGUUGCAAUUGCAUUCGGUAACAAAAGCAUGUUGUGAUUUUCUUGAAAAGCAAUUGGACCCGUGUAAUUGUUUAGGAAUCGCUUUAUUUGCUGAACAACAGUCAUGUAUGGGUUUACAUAAAAGUGCUUUGGAAUAUACAUACCAACAUUUUAUGCAGGUUGUAAAACAACAAGAAUUUCUAACUUUGAAUGUGGAUCAAGUGGCAAAUUUACUUAAAUGUGAUGAUCUCAAUGUUAUGACCGAGGAAAAUGUAUUUGAAAGUCUCAUGGCCUGGGUGCAGCACGAUAAUGCUAAUAGAAAACAACACCUGCCAGCAUUAUUAAAACUAAUUAAACUGCCACUUUUAUCAUCGGAAUAUCUUAUAGACAAAGUUGAGCAAUUAUGUGGCGAGGUCACAGAGUGUCAACCGCUUAUAAUGGAAGCAGUGAAAUGGCAUCUUCUACCUGAAAGGAGAUCAAUGUUGUUUUCUAAUAGAACAAGACCGAGGAAAUCUACGAUAGGGAGGCUCCUGGCCAUUGGAGGAAUGGAUGGAUAUAAGGGUGCCAGCAAUAUGGAAAUGUACGAUCCACGUACAAAUACUUGGACGCCGUUUAUGAAAAUGGGUGCUAGAAGACUUCAAUUUGGUGUUGCUGUGAUGCAAAACAAACUUAUAGUUGUUGGAGGACGAGAUGGAUUAAAAACUUUAAAUACAGUGGAAUGUUUUGACCUCACAUCUCUAAGUUGGAGUACCCUAGCUCCUAUGAACACUCACAGACAUGGCUUGGGUGUAGCUGUUCUUGGUGACGGACCCAACUCACCAAUAUACGCUGUUGGCGGACACGAUGGAUGGAUAUACUUGAAUUCAGUUGAAAGAUGGGAUGCUUGUUCACGUACAUGGACAAUGGUGUCAGCUAUGGCGGGUGCUCGUAGCACGUGUGGCGUAGCGGCGCUACGAGGCCGCCUCUACGCGGUGGGGGGGAGGGAUGGUGGUGCCUGUCUACGAUCCGUUGAGUGCUACGAUCCAGCUACCAACCACUGGACAAAUUGCGCACCGAUGACACACAGACGUGGUGGUGUUAGUGUUUGCGCUGCAGGCGGGUAUAUAUACGCGUUAGGGGGACACGAAGCCCCCGCUAACACUGUGGGUGGAAGGCUCGCGUGUGUGGAGCGAUAUGACCCCAUCACUGAUAGCUGGGUGCUACUGGCGAGGCUGUCUUACGGACGAGAUGCAAUAGGAAGUUGUCUACUGGGAGACAGAAUAGUCGCUGUCGGUGGUUACGACGGCGUGCAGUAUCUCUGUGUGGUUGAGGUUUACGACGCGGAGGCCAACACUUGGAAGAAGCUGUCACCAUUGAGUACCGGCAGGGCGGGGGCUGCGGUUGUAGCGGUGCCACCUCCACGCAACCUCUUGUGA
This is a messenger RNA of Danaus chrysippus (African queen), 1830 nucleotides long. NCBI's taxonomy places the organism in Eukaryota, Metazoa, Arthropoda, Insecta, Lepidoptera, Nymphalidae. The record is from the annotation of a GenBank genome assembly.